GAGCCUCUCAUACCCGACGUUCCUCUCUCAGCCCUGCUCCCGAGUCCCUCAACUUUACUUAAAGGAUCAAUUAACAUUUUAUCCCGGGCAACAUGAAAUCGACAACAGUUUUGCGGAGAACUUAAAGGAGGAUUUGGUGUCGUCCCGCCUCGUUGAUAUGCGCAGAGCGAGUCUCUGCGCGCACAGCGAUGGAUAGAGCGCGUCCGGCUCAGUGCUCCGCUUCAGCCGCUGAGACCGGGACGAACUGAGACAAACCGAGCCAAACAGAGCCGAACAGGGGGCCAAGCCUGGCUGGGGGGUUCGCCUGCCUUCAACAAAUACACAAACCUAAUCCCUUCACCCGAAGACAAGACAUGGACAUAUAACAACCGGCUUUAUAGAGGUAUAAAACGGAAGAUAAACUGCGAUGAUUCAGAUUAAAUAAACCAUUCGGAUGUCUUCACGGAUGCAGACAUGAAGGAAAGGGGAUGACUGACUUCCAGAACGCCUGAAUCGCAUCAGAGGAGGAUCACUUUGUCUGGAGCAGCUAAAUCAAAGGCUAAAAAGCACAAGUCAGAUGUUUGGAUGCUGCAAAUGGGAAUGAAGAACCUCCAACACACUCAACUAAAAUCAGUCUGAGGCAGCUCAUCCAUAUUAGAUUACUUCAGAUGAAUAUCAAAACAGCAUGCACCAAAGGCUGAUGUGGGAUGCUGAUCCCUCUCAGUGGAUGUGAGGACUGACAGAUGACAGAGGGUUUGUUUUGGCAAAGGAACGACCGUGAGAGAGAUGUUAGAUUGCAGAGAAUCACUUCCACUGGUGACAGAAAUCGUGUCAGAAGUUCAAGCACAUCAAUCGGCAAAAGAGGAGAACUCUGACUGAUCAUCAACCCUGAUCUGAGAGACAAAAAAGCCAAUUGGAUAGACACCUUCGACACAGCCGAUCAGGGCAGCAAGAUUUACAACUGCAGAUACAGAAACAUAUUCUUUCCCUCUGGCAAAUAAACAGCAAGUGGGUGGGCACAGAAGGCGGUGAACAACUAGCCAUGGAUACAAGUAAACCAAUUUACAGCUCUAAAUUAGGAACUCUUAAAGUCUUUCUUCCACCAGGAGGGAGAUGUGGCUGAACAUCGAGACGCAACGCUGGAUAUUCUUUGGAUAUAAUAUACCUUAAGAAGUCUUCUUGCAGCUCGGUGCCAGGAAAUUGGAGUUUCAGUUUUUAGACGGCAAUCUCAAACUACUUUUCGCUAGCAAAGCUUUAUUUCACUAUACCAGGCUCGUCAAAAAACAUUUGCAGCUAUUGCCGUCUUAUCUCCUCCUACCACAUCCCUGUCAUUACCCCCAUUACCAAGUUUCCCCUUUCCCUGUUUUCUCUACAUCCUCCCAGACCCCAAUGGUGGCCUCCUAGCAUUUAAAAAAAAAAUCUUAAUUUGAAUCUCCCUCAAUCCUGACUGCAUCUCACAAGGGUGAAUUAAAGACAAUCUACAAAACGGUAACCGUCUCUUUGUGGAAUGGGUGGUCCUGCGAGGACUCUGCUUGGAGGGUUUGGGACAACCACCUCUUCCCUAGAAGUGAGGAGUCGAAUGCCGUGGCCAAGUAACAACCCCCUGGACCUGAACCAAACCCAACCAUGGGUACUGGGAAGUAGCAGUGGAGGUGGAGCUUUGGACAACUCCACCACACAAGAAGCUGUCAACAGGACUGUGAUCAAGGAGAAAAACUGGCCGGCGCUGCUCAUUCUCGUCAUCAUUGCAUUGACAGUUGGUGGAAAUAUUUUGGUGAUCCUGGCAGUGUCGCUGGAGAAGAAGCUCCAAAAUGCCACCAAUUUCUUCCUGAGGUCUCUGGCUGUAGCAGACAUGCUUGUAGGCAUCCUGGUCAUGCCCAUAUCCCUCAUCAACAUCCUCUAUGACUACGCCUGGCCUCUCCCAAAUGCCCUGUGCCCAAUCUGGAUCUACCUUGACGUGUUAUUCUCCACGGCAUCCAUUAUGCACCUCUGCGCCAUCUCUCUGGAUCGAUACGUCGCCAUCCGCAACCCCAUAGAGCACAGCCGCUUCAACUCCAGAACCAAAGCCAUGAUGAAGAUCGCCGCCGUCUGGACCAUAUCUAUAGGCGUUUCGAUGCCAAUUCCAGUGAUCGGCCUCCACAACGAGGACAAGGUCUUUGUCAACGGCAGCUGUGCCCUGAAUGAAGAACAUUUCAUGCUGAUUGGUUCCUUUGUGGCCUUCUUCAUCCCACUAGUCAUCAUGGUGGUGACUUACUGCCUCACCAUACAGGUUCUCCAGAGGCAGGCCACAGUCUUCCUGUAUGAAUCAAAGACUUCUUCCCAGCAACCUCUGAACCCACCAGCAAUUACAAACACACUGCAGCCACCACCGAGUACAUUCCACCUACCACAGAUCAAUACACUUGCUCCUCCAGACUCACAAGAGUUAAAGCUCCCGCCCCCUCAGAGCAGGCGAAACACCCUGAGCUGCCUGAAGGCCGCAGAGCCCAGCAUUCUGCUCAGCGCCUCCACCUCAGACAACGUCAGCAUCGUCCCCAGCUCCGAGGUGGCGUCACAGCUCAGCUCUCCUGCCGCCGGGCCGGGUCGCAGCGACGCUUCGGGUUGCCACGGGCGAAGGGGAAUGAUGCAGGCCAUAAAAAAUGAGAGGCGGGCCUCAAAGGUCCUGGGAAUUGUCUUCUUCCUCUUCCUCAUCAUGUGGUGCCCUUUCUUCAUCACCAACGUCACCGGCGUUCUCUGCCGCGGCUCCUGCAAUGAGUCGCUGCUCCACGACCUCCUCAACGUCUUCGUGUGGGUGGGUUACAUCUCAUCCGGAGUCAACCCUCUGGUCUACACCCUCUUCAACAAGACCUACAGGAGAGCUUUCUCCAAUUACAUCCGGUGCCAGUACAAAUUCAGGGCCAACGCUGCUGGGCAGAGUUGCAAACCCCUGCUGCCGCCUCCACAGUGCCCAUCGCAAGCCAUGACCCCUCUUCUGACGGACGGUCAUGGCAAAGCAGGAGUGGACCGCAACAGUAACUGUCGUAAUGGCAGCAGGGGGGAUAAUGGCAGGAUAACGGUGGACCCAGAGGACAUGACAGAUGAUGGGACGCAAAUCGGAUUAGUGUCACAGAGCCUUUCUGAAAGCCACAAAGUCGACGCACUUUCAGAAACGGAGCCGGAAACAGAGUUGGAGCAGGAGCAGCCGCUCAUCAGCUACAGCCCUGCCCGCAAGGACCACACAAGCAGUGUGUGAUGACACCCUGGUUCCUCUAUUGUCCCUUUUUUUUACCUUGCUGAGCAGCGCUUUAACAGAUCGGUGCUUCAUUGAAGACUGAAAGCCUUCAGCUGGUGUCGACACCUGUAACAGGGACUCUUGUUGCAAGGACUAGUUUUGAUUGGAGGCCCUAACCUCUACACAGAAGAGCAGAAGGUGAAAAGUGGCCUCUUCUACUAUGUUUUGGGGAAGAAAACCAAUAUUUUUUAUGACUUUGAUUUCAAUUUCUUACUAAAAAAAUGUUGGUUUUCAUUCCACAAAUAAGAAAUGAGGGUUUCAGCGGGGCCUUGAUCUGGUUGUAAAUGUGCUCAUUAGUUUCAAAAUGAGCUGGAGACUGAGCUGUCCACUGACACAGGGGUUUAGUAAAACAAUGACUGAACAGUGAACUCAGUGUUCAGAUUGUGUGAAGUCCAGCCGCACCCCCGCAGCGCCUCGUGGAGUCCCACUGAAGCAGGUCACGGAGUCGAGCGCCAACCACGGCAUCACUCAAGUCCAGCUACGACCUCAAGCCUUCACAUAAAGUUAAAAUGCAGUCUGAGCUCUACACAAAAGCAAACUCAACCAAAUAUUGUUUCCUGCCAGAGGAGCUCACCCUCAGCCGUAAUGAAAACUUGUUCAUUCAAAUUGUGCAGCUGACAGAAACGAGAAGUUUGUAUGAAAAAAACUAUCUCAAAGAUGCAGUAAAAGUUCUGUGGAGUGGGAGGAAUGUACGAGUACUCGUCUCUGGUGGUGGUCUCACAGUGCCAUCUGGUGGCCACCGGUGGUAUCGCUUAAAAAAUAAUUAAAUACAUUUUUAAAAAAGAAGGAAAGGAAAUGCACAGGUCCAGUACAGUUGUUGGGGUGCUGCCUCUGAUAACCAAUACAACUACUUUGGAAAGAAAAUAAACUCACGACCUCUAAAGGUUUUUACUGGACUCUGCCUGAAAAGGUUAAAUUAAAAGAAAUAAGUUUUGAUAGAGUACACAACCGCCCUUUGGUGGGAACUUGAUUGGAUAUUUAAAAAUAAAUAAAUCCACAUAAGCCAUUCUUACAGUGAUUGAGUUAAUUAAAAAGCCACUAUGAUAUUGGUAUAUUGAUUAUUCAGCCUCAAAGAACUGUAUUAUGCUCACUUUGGAAGAUUUUAUUUUUUCUGGUUCAAUCUUUUCAGUUUUCAUUCAUGAAAAACAGGAAUCCUCAAAUAUAAAUAGUACACAAAUACACCACAAGACUGCUCGUUCCAUAAAAUAAACAUUUACAGUUGACCUUCCACUUAAAUUUAAUUUAGUUUAGAUCUUGUAAACUCAUCUGAGAAAUUACCCUGAUUUAGGAGGCAUGGAAGUCUCCAACAGAGCCCCAAAGUGAAGCUGUCUGUCAUCAGAACACCCUCCAACAUGAACAUUGUCCUCAUACCUGCAACCCAACAAGUAGGGAUGCUCUGUAAUAUGUAAAUAAAAACCCAAUGCAAUGAUUUGUAAUUCACACAAACCUGUAUUUUAUUCACAAAAGAAUGUAGAAAACAUAAGAAAUCCUCUUUAGGGGAGUUUGAUACAUCGAAACGUCUGUGUUUUGUGCGACAGUUUACCACUUUGCUUGUGUUCAUUUCUAAAUGAGCUCUGGCCCAGAAAGACAGUGGUGUUUGUGGAUCAUGUUCAUGUAUGUGUCGUCCUCUUUGUUAUGAGCCCUUGAACCUGCAUUUGUGGAGAGAGAAGCAAACUUUGUUCAUGGACCGGUAUUUCUAGAAGUCUUCCUUAACCCAUUACAGAGUCACGCCCGUUCGUAACAGUGCCAAACGAGAACCUGAAGAUCACUGAGAUUAAAUAUUGACUUCUGGCCUUGUCAGAUGCACGCAGAGAUUCUGCAGAUUCUCUGCAUCUUUUAGUAAUAUUAUGUAUCGUCAAUGAUAAGAUCUAAGUCAAUUUUACACCGAAAAACACAUCUGUCCUUUACCGUUAUCUGUUUUUGGUCAGGGUUACGUGAAUCCGCUGGAGCUGAUCCCAGAUCUCUUUGCGUGAAAGGCAGGGUCCUCUGACAGGUCGCCAGUCCAUUGUAGGGUCAUAUAUACACAAACCCCUUUUAGUUUUAACCUGACAUACAUGUGUUUGGACUGUGGGAGGUAAGCAAGGUCUGUGGAACAUGUUUUGCAGAAUGGCUUGGUGGUAACCUCUGUUGCAUGCCAUGUUUUUUUUCCCAGAUAUUUUUUUCACAGUACAGGAUAUAAAUACAGUUUUUACCAGAUUGGUGAACUUCUACUCAUCACUGUAACUGCUGCUAACCCGUUCCUCCAUGAGUUCCUUUUAGCACCUCUCACUUUCCUAGAUUUUUGGUGCCCAUGUCCUCACUUCUUUGAGAAAUGUCAUCUAGUUAAGAAUGAUCUAAUAUUUUCUUUUGAAUUGGUAAAACGUAUCUCUGUCAUCAC
Cololabis saira (Pacific saury) is the source of this 5627-nucleotide messenger RNA. RefSeq names its product 5-hydroxytryptamine (serotonin) receptor 2C, G protein-coupled-like 1 (gene htr2cl1). The transcript is spliced from 10 exons. Gene Ontology annotation, molecular function: G protein-coupled serotonin receptor activity; neurotransmitter receptor activity. The coding region runs from base 1487 to 3211 and encodes 574 amino acids. The record is from RefSeq and is a predicted model, not a curated record. Lineage: Eukaryota; Metazoa; Chordata; Actinopteri; Beloniformes; Belonidae. Gene Ontology annotation, biological process: chemical synaptic transmission; G protein-coupled receptor signaling pathway, coupled to cyclic nucleotide second messenger. Gene Ontology annotation, cellular component: plasma membrane; dendrite.